AUGAGUUGGUUGCUAAUUUUAUGUUUACAGUUUUUCUUGUUGAUUUCUCAUGUUACUAUAUCAUGUUCCUCUCAGUUUUUAGGCCAUCUCAACGAGAGUUCUUACUUGCUGCAGUUCAAAGCCUCUUUCAACACAGAUAUUACUGAUACCUCUUGUAAACUGGCUCAUGCAGAUGUAUCGACAUGGCAAAAUGGGACAGAUUGUUGUUCAUGGCUUGGUGUCACACGUGACACCAUUUCUGGUCAUAUAAUUGGUCUUGACCUCAGCUGCAAUGGCCUUCAAGGUAUGGUUCAUCCCAACAGCAGUCUUUUUCGUAUUUCUCAUCUCCAAACACUCAACCUUGCUCAUAAUAGAUUAUUCCCAACUCAAUUCUCAUCUCAGUUUGGUGCUUUUGUCAAUCUCACACACCUCAACCUGUCUGAUACCGGGAUGCGAGGUGAAUUUUCUUCCGAUAUCUCACACCUUUCUAACCUAGUGUCACUUGAUCUCUCCAUGAAUGAUGAUUUAAAGUGGACACAAGAUGUCACUUUGAAGAGGCUGCUUCAAAAUGCUACAUCUUUGACAGACCUCGUUUUUUAUUAUACGGACAUGUCUUUCAUCACACCAAGCUCGUUUUUGCGUUCCUUAAUCUCUCUUCUUUGGCUACUACUAGUCUUAAAGGAACUGGUUUAA
This is a messenger RNA of Vicia faba (fava bean), 672 nucleotides long. Lineage: Eukaryota; Viridiplantae; Streptophyta; Magnoliopsida; Fabales; Fabaceae. The record is from the annotation of a GenBank genome assembly.